AUGGCCACACACCAUCAGCGCUCCUCAGCCUCGUCGUCAAGGUCGUUAUCCUCGUCUCGCCACAGCAAUGGAGCUGGAAAUGGACAUGGCGGCGGUAAUGGCAAUCUUGGGCAUGGAGUAAAUGGGCAGACCACAUCCCGGUCCACGUCCCAGUCCGCUUCCCAGUCCGCUUCCCAGUCCGUGUCCCAGUCCAUGUCCACUGGCUCCACGUCUGGUCGAUCCCAUCGUUCAACACAUUCAACACAAUCUGCUUCAUCUCCAACAUCAACAGCUGCAGCUACGGCGACGACGUCUCCUACUUCUCAUCGUUCCUCUCGACCGCCCCUCUCCGCAUCCUCGGGUGCUUCAGCCGCUGCUACGAUUGCUGCGGCCAGUUCUGCUGCCCAUUCUCCUCCACACCGUCGGUCUGCCAACUCACAUGCAGACUCCACCUCAAUCAACUCAAUCAACGCUGCCACAGUCUCCAACAGCUUGACCAGGUUGACCCACGCCCAAACCAACACCCACCCUCACGCCCAGACGUCGAGAUCCAGUCUCCAGCGCGCCCGUAGCACCUCCACCACCAGCAACCACCGCAGCAACCCAAACGCUGUUGGCCCAGGUGCUGGUGCUGCUACUACUGCUGCCGCUGUCGCUGCCGCUGUGGUUACUCGUGGCCGCUCCACCGGCUCCCAGCACCAGACCCAGAGCCAUCAUUCACCACAACAUCUCCAACAGCAGCAGCAUCAUCAUCGCCGCCACGCGUCUGCAUCGUCGACUGCGGCCCGAUCGUCACGCCCUGUUCAGGAUAUCCUCCCCCAUCAUGACUAUGAGACUUCAAACCUAGCAUCUUAUUCCCAUUCAAAGCGUACCUCCAGCAGAGACCGCACAUCGCACUCCUCGUCGACAAGGGGCGCCAGCGCCGCCACCGAGUCGCCCUCAGCCUCCUCGUCCCAAGCUGCCGCCCGAUCGACACAUCGCCGGCCCAGCACGCGCUCCUCUUCCCAACGACACCAUCACCAACCUUAUCCCUCGAGCGAGAUGGCUCCCUCCGCCGUUGCCAAUAACAAUGGUAGCCCAUCAGCUCCUCCUUCCUCUCAUGGCCCCUCCGACCCUCACCAUCAAUCACAUUCUGCUGGCAAACAGACGAGAUCACGCACCACGAUUCCCACUCAGUCGGGGAAAUGGAUACUUGGCAAGACUAUCGGCGCAGGUAGCAUGGGCAAGGUGAAGCUGGCACGUAAAGAAGAUGGCACCGAACAGGUUGCUUGCAAAAUUGUCCCCCGAGGCUCGACCGAAGAACAUCAGACUCGUGCGGACAAGGAACGAGCCGACCAGUCCAAGGAGAUUCGAACCGCUCGCGAGGCCGCGAUAGUCACCCUCCUGAAUCACCCCCACAUUUGCGGCAUGAGAGAUGUCGUUCGCACCAACUACCACUGGUACAUGCUCUUUGAGUAUGUCAAUGGUGGACAGAUGCUCGACUACAUCAUCUCCCAUGGCAAGCUCAAGGAGAAGCAAGCUCGAAAGUUUAGUCGACAAAUCGCCAGCGCCCUAGACUACUGUCACCGAAAUAGCAUCGUUCAUCGCGACCUCAAAAUCGAAAACAUAUUAAUCAGUAAAACUGGUGAUAUUAAGAUCAUUGAUUUUGGUCUCAGUAAUCUCUUUUCGCCCCGUGGCCACCUCAAGACCUUUUGCGGCAGUCUUUAUUUCGCCGCCCCUGAGCUCUUGCAAGCCAGGGCGUACACCGGUCCUGAGGUUGAUGUCUGGAGCUUUGGCAUUGUGCUCUACGUCCUCGUUUGUGGUAAGGUACCAUUCGACGACCAGAGCAUGCCCGCUCUUCACGCCAAGAUUAAGAAGGGUUUGGUGGAUUACCCCAGCUGGCUUUCCAGUGAAUGCAAGCAUCUCAUGUCUCGUAUGUUGGUGACUGAUCCAAAGCAACGCGCCACCAUGCAGGAAGUAAUGAACCACCCCUGGAUGACAAAGGGUUUCAAUGGCCCUCCUGAUAACUAUCUUCCCGUUCGCGAACCGUUAACACACCCCUUGGAUGGGGAUGUUAUCCACGCUAUGCAGGGAUUCAACUUUGGGUCUCCUGAAACUAUCCGCGCCCAGUUAAGCAAAAUCAUCGACUCUGAGGACUAUCAGCAUGCCGUCAAGAUGUAUCAACGAGAACGAGAGCUUCCCACUCCGGCCAAAGACGCUGAGAAGAAGAGGGGCUUCGGUUUUGAUUUCUACAAGCGACGAAAUUCUUCCAAUAGCAGAGAUACUCUGACGGGCCCAAGCAGCGAUACUUUGCAACUGGGCCACGAUCCUCUAUACGCCUUUAGUCCGCUACUCUCGAUAUAUUACUUGGUUAAGGAGAAACAGGAUCGUGAGCCACCUCAACAACCACCUGCCACUUCCAGCAACUCCCGUGAGAAAGAGAAGACUCGAGAACGAGAACGAGACAAAGACCGUGAUCGUGAUCGCGAUCGAGAGCGGGACCGAGAUCGCGACAGAGACUAUCGAGAUAAGGAGCAGCGGGAUUAUCGAGACCGUGAGAAGAUUCCCGACACUAUGCCAGAUCUAGCACCUCCACAGGCUGCUCAUACCAAUGCAACCGCUUAUGAGAUGCCUGGUGAAAGGCCGACUGGCGGACGGUCAAGGCCCAGAGCCCGCACGCAUGGCGAAGAUGAUGCACCAGAGUUAGUCAAACCACAUGGACACCCGCCGCCACCGCCUGCACCCGAGACCAAGGUAGAACAGUUGCAAAAGAAGGAAGGCACUGCCGCCGGAUUGCUUCGAAGAUUCAGCACUCGAAAGCGCCGAGAUCCUGAGCGCCUUGAUAAGGACCGUUCUCAUCCUCCCAUGGUACAAGUUCACUCUCCACCCGACUCGUCGGGGCCAGCAACCCCGAAGAAGAGCUUUAGCAUUCGUCGUGGCCGGCGAGAUCGUGAUGAGCCGCCAGUGCCAACUAUCCGGUCAGGCAGCAGCCAGCCUCAACACAGCGCACUGCUCAGUCCCCCGAUGUCCGCCCAUGGCACAAGAGACACACGAAAGGCAGGUCUAGGACGAUCCACUAGUGUCAAUUCUGCGGAAAUGCGACGUCGUGAAGGUGUCAGACCACCCAAGGAGACGGCCGCCACGAGUGGCUCCGAGCAGUCUGUUUCAAAUGAUCAAUCAGGAUCAUCUCAGAGAGCUCACGGCCACUCCCGAUCAGCCUCAAUGAGAACCAAAUCUCUAGGUCACGCCCGCCGUGAAAGUAUUCAACGUCGCCGAUUGAAACGUGAAGGCCUCCAGGAGGCGGACCUGCCCGAGGAGACGGACUUUGAACCCGAUCAUAGUGGACUAUCGACGGACCGGCUAGACAGCGCUGAACUAGCGAAGCCUGUCUUUUUGAAGGGUUUGUUUAGCGUAUCAACAACCUCGGGCAAGUCUGUACCCGCAAUCCGGGCUGAUAUCAAGCGAGUGCUCAAGCAACUGAACGUCGACUUCACUGAGAUCAAGGGAGGUUUUGCUUGUCGACACACACCAAGCAUCGACUUGAACAAGGUGCAGGAUCCGCCCAUCAGCCCGGGCCAGACUCCCGGACAUCGGCGUCGCUUCAGCUUUGGAGGCUUGAUGCGCAACGAUGAUCGAGACGAAAUCCGAGAACUAGACCGAGAUCAACGACAGCCUCCCACGCCUCGAACCCCGGGUCGGUCGGAUCGUGAUCGAUCAGAUCGAGAGAGAGAGCGCCCUGACCGUGACCGUUCUGACCGGGACCGCAGCUAUUCCAACUCGGAGACGUCGGUGGAUAGCAUCCCUAGGCGAAACGGAGGGACUACGAGGCGAGCACCGGGUGAGACGAGUACUCAGGUUCAGAGUGACCUAGGCGAGAGCAUGGUGUUGGAAUUCGAGAUUUUCAUCGUCAAGGUGCCUCUCCUAUCAUUGCACGGAAUCCAGUUCAAACGGAUGACGGGCAAUACCUGGCAGUUCAAGAACAUGGCAGACCAGAUCCUACGGGACCUGCGACUGUAG
Molecule: messenger RNA, 3975 nt
Organism: Pochonia chlamydosporia 170
Lineage: Eukaryota; Fungi; Ascomycota; Sordariomycetes; Hypocreales; Clavicipitaceae
Product: serine/threonine protein kinase Kin1
Exons: 3
Coding region: 1-3975 (1324 amino acids)
Biological process (GO): intracellular signal transduction; microtubule cytoskeleton organization; protein phosphorylation
Cellular component (GO): cytoplasm
Molecular function (GO): ATP binding; tau-protein kinase activity; protein serine/threonine kinase activity
Source: RefSeq, a predicted model, not a curated record